GUCGACAAACCAUGAGGCAAAGGGUUUAACCGGUGUCCAAUUAUUCUGUGUGGCGCCAUGCGGGACAAUGCCCAGUCGGUCGGCCGCUCGGACGACGAAGACGACGCCGCCCACGACCGUCAUGACGUCACCAUCGAAGCCGCACCCAAGACGACGUGGUGGGCGCUCAAGGACGACCUCAUCUUGCUCGCACAGGCCAACACCGAUCAGCCCUUCUUGGCCGAGAGGGGCCUCAUGGCCGCCUGGGAUGCCACCGCGGCCAGCAUCAACCAGGUUCCUGGAUUUGGGCGGCCCGACGUCAACGGCAAGAAGGCGUCCAGCCGCUUCUCCAAGCUGCUCGAAGCCCAUCGUCUCUACAUGAAGCAGGCGAAAUACAAGUCUGGCAGCGCCGAGAACGACACGCCCAAGAUCCGGCUUCUGGACGAGAUUGUCGCGCGCAUCGAUGACCACAACAAGGCCAAGGCCAAGGAAAGUAUAAGCAAAAAGACAGCAAGAAGCGAGCCAGACGAACCCGUGCGUCCCGUUCGAGAGCCAGCCCGCGGCGCCAAGCGACCUCGGACAAGCAUCGCAGCAUCUGACGAUGACGACCCAGCACCGAGCCACAAUACGACGGAUGCUCAGUUCCAAUUGCGCGUCAUGGAGAUCGAGCUCGAGCGCGAGCGCAUCGAGUUGGAGAAGGCGAAGCUCAAGAUGCAAGCCGACCAACAAGACAAGGAUCGUGUGGAACGAACGGCCAUUCGGCAGAUGGAUGCGGCGCGCAAUUCGGAAAUGAUGGCCAUGAUGAAAACGCUUCUUGAGCGAAUGCAAGCAAGCCAGUGAGAUCUAUUUCCUCAAUAUAAAAUCGACUAGGUAACAUGCAUUGUCUGUGUCCCCU
Molecule: messenger RNA, 874 nt
Organism: Saprolegnia parasitica CBS 223.65
Lineage: Eukaryota; Oomycota; Saprolegniomycetes; Saprolegniales; Saprolegniaceae
Exons: 1
Coding region: 58-819 (253 amino acids)
Source: RefSeq, a predicted model, not a curated record